GUCAGCAUGACUAGCAGCGAAAUAUCUUCCCAGGCCAGAUCUAGCAAUAUUCAACACAAAACUGAAGAAAAACUUUGUGACAGCUCAGAGCGCUCAUGUCUGGGGCUGAUGACAGAUUUCAUAAAAAAGGGAGAAGAACAGGUUAUGGAUAAUAGUGCAGCAGAUAACGGCUUGAAAGAGGUUCUGACAGAUGUGGCACUGGCUCCAGCCCAAUCCCUUUGGACCACAGAUGCAAGUGGAGCAGUGCUACUGCGCAUAGAUGAACUCUGUCCACAGAAACCUAUCACAGUACAUCAAAUGUUCAUGAACUCAGUUCAGAAAUAUGGCAAUUUGUAUGCUCUUGCAACCAAAAGAAAUGACAAAUGGGAGAAGAUAACAUUCUCUGAAUACUACCAUUACUGUCGGAUGGCUGCUAAGAGUUUUUUAAAGAUUGGGCUGGAGCGUUUUCACAGCGUUGCCAUUUUGGGAUUUAAUUCUGCUGAGUGGUUCUUUUCUGCUGUAGGAGCAGUCUUUGCAGGGGGAAUAACGACAGGGGUUUAUGCUACAAACUCACCAGAAGCCUGUCUUUAUGUGGCUCAUGACUCAAGAGCAAAUAUCAUUGUAGUGGAAAAUCAAAAGCAACUGGAUAAAAUUUUGGAGAUAAAACAUAAAUUGCCCUAUUUGAAAGCCAUCGUACAGUAUUCAGGAUCUGUGCAGAAGGAAUUGCCCGGUCUCUAUUCAUGGGAGGAAUUUAUGACAUUGGGUCAGGACAUUUCUGACAAAACCCUUGAUGACAUCAUCAGCAGUCAGAAUGCCAACCAAUGCUGUGUGCUUAUCUACACAUCUGGAACCACAGGAAUGCCUAAAGGAGUGAUGCUCAGCCAUGACAAUAUCACAUGGACAGCUCAACAUGCAAGCAGGGCUGGAGACAUGCAACCAGCUGAAAUAAAACAAGAGUCUAUAGUGAGCUAUCUGCCUCUCAGCCAUAUUGCUGCUCAGAUCUAUGAUCUCUGGACAGGAAUUCAGUGGGGAGAGCUGGUAUCUUUUGCUCAGCCUGAUGCUUUGAAGGGGACCUUGAUAGGCACUCUAAAAGAGGUCACCCCCUCAUCCCAUAUGGGAGUCCCUCGUGUUUGGGAAAAAAUAAUGGGAAAAUUAAAGGAGGAGCUGUCACACUGUGCAUACAUAAAAAAGAAACUGCUGACAUAUGCUAUGUCUAUUUGCUUGGAGGCUAAUCAAAAGUCAACGAAUGAUGAAGAGAAGUCAUUUCUGUUCACCUUAGCAAAUUCUCUGGUCCUGGAGAAAGUUCGUACUGAGCUGGGCUUUUCUUGUUGUGAAAAGUACUUCUCUGGUUCAGCUCCGAUAGGAAGUGAUACAACCGAGUUUUUUCUUGGCCUCAACAUUCGGUUGUAUGAGGCCUAUGGCUUGAGUGAAAGCAGCGGGCCUCACUUUAUGUCUGGCCCAAAGACUUACAAACGUACAAGUUGUGGUAAGGUGGUUCCUGGCUGCAGAUAUAAACUUGUAAAUGUAGGUGCUGAUGGCACUGGCGAAGUGUGCUUUUGGGGUCGAAAUGUCUUCAUGGGGUAUCUCAACUUAAAGGAUAAGACACUGGAAGCUUUGGAUGAGUAUGGCUGGCUACGUUCUGGAGACUUGGGCAAAGCAGAUGAGGAUGAUUUUCUUUACAUAACAGGAAGAAUAAAAGAGUUGAUAAUUACUGCUGGUGGAGAGAAUGUACCUCCAGUUCCCAUAGAGGAUGCUGUGAAAAAAGAGCUGCCUAUAAUCAGCAAUGCCAUGCUGAUAGGGGACAAAAGGAAGUUUCUGGCCAUACUUCUCACACUUACGUGUGUUACAAAUGCUGAAACCAUGGAGCCCACUGAUGACCUUAGCCCAGACGCUGUGGAAUACUGUAAACAGCUUGGCAGUCAAGCAACAAAAGUUUCCGAUGUAACUGGAGGCAAAGAUAAAGUGCUAAACCAGGCCAUUGAGGAGGGAAUUGCUCAGGUUAAUGCCAAUGCCACCUCAAAUGCCCAGCGCAUUCAGAAAUGGACAAUCAUUGCAAAAGACUUUUCAGUCACCGGAGGAGAACUCGGCCCAACAAUGAAACUGUGCAGACCGUUUGUCCUUAAGAAGUACCAUGAUGAAAUAGAACAGUUCUACAAAGAAUGAAAAUACAACCACAGUUUACCAUGAGGUACGAGACCUACAACACGCCUGAACAGAAUGAAUAAAUGAUUACUAUUGCAACAAUUACUACUACUACGAGCAUAGCACUGUAGUUUGGCACUAUUACUCAUUUAACACAAACACACACAAUUAAACUCAUCUGGUAAUUAUUAAUUAUCUCAUUAAUAUUUUAACCUAAUGUGUUAAAAAAUGGAAACUUUUGUCAGACAUUUUUUAUCUAGACACAUCUGAUGUUUGUAAUAAGAUUAAUUAAA
Trichomycterus rosablanca is the source of this 2414-nucleotide messenger RNA. It is a transcript of the gene acsbg1, whose product is annotated as acyl-CoA synthetase bubblegum family member 1. Bases 7 to 2142 code for a protein of 711 amino acids. Gene Ontology annotation, molecular function: long-chain fatty acid-CoA ligase activity. The record is from RefSeq and is a predicted model, not a curated record. The transcript has 14 exons. Gene Ontology annotation, cellular component: membrane; endoplasmic reticulum. NCBI's taxonomy places the organism in Eukaryota, Metazoa, Chordata, Actinopteri, Siluriformes, Trichomycteridae.